Messenger RNA from Lasiosphaeria miniovina, 1860 nucleotides. RefSeq lists its product as uncharacterized. The transcript has 7 exons. Bases 1 to 1860 code for a protein of 619 amino acids. Lineage: Eukaryota; Fungi; Ascomycota; Sordariomycetes; Sordariales; Lasiosphaeriaceae. The record is from RefSeq and is a predicted model, not a curated record.
AUGGAGGUCGCUGGUCUUGCCAUCGGCAUCGUGGGUCUCUACACGACAUGUCGGGAUUGUUACAGCUUCUUCACCACCCAAUCGAUCCUCAAAGCCUGGGGAUUCCAUUGGCAGAUCAAAAUGAAGACGCGAACUAAGCUUCAAGAGUACCUCUUGAACAACCGAUUUAAGGCAGAAGGCGUUUUCAACACCCUUUCUGCUCUUGCCGAUACUCUGUCGAACCAGGAGAAACUCAUCAAGGGCUACGGAAUCCAGCUACAUCCAACGCAAGCGAUCCAGGAUGCAUCAGAGUCAAUCAACAACGUCCGGUUGGCCAUCCAGGACGCCAAAAUCGACAACAUCCAGCCUUUCAAGUGGGCUCUGAAGGACAGAGACAACUUCAGAAGCCUUAUCUCCGACUUGAGAUCUCACAGCGAGUCUCUCUAUCGCCUAUGCCCUGAAAGUGCAUUCGGGUCGAUGAACAUCUAUAUCACAAUGGAAUGCCUGGCUCAGCAGGAGUCCCCGGCAGGUCUGAAGUGGACUUCAAGACUCGCAACUGAGAAUGCAGAGGUCGACGAAAGAUCCUCGGUGCGGGCGGGCUACGAAUUGUUAGCAUCGGCAGCUACUUUGAAAGCGUCAGUCAACGAAAACAGGGACAGGGUGGAGGCGGAUGACAAUAGUCUUACCACCAUUGACGAGGAGCAACCUAAUAUGUGUUAUUUGGGAAAGGGUCUGGCCCUGUUCGAGGGUCAAGUCGUCUACGUGGAAAUGCGAGACUACCGUGGACCGCCGGCGGAGCUCACUCCGAAGCAAAAGCAGAAACUCAAGCGUCGCCGGAACCGAGCGCGAGCCAACAUCUCCGUAGAUCGGGUUGCAGAAGACAGCAGCGCCGAGUCUGAAGAUGACGAACCAAUCGAAAUGGACAGACCAGCCGACCCUAAGCUUCACGCUCUUACCAGAAACUUCUUCAACACGUUUCAAGGCGCAAACGUGAUGAAAAGUGUCUAUGGCUUGGAUAUAGCAGGUAUGAUCGACCACACCGAUGGCGAGCACAGAGGCCAUUGCAGCAUUCUCUACAGGCUGCCCGGCACUAUCGGCGUCCAAAAUCGUCAGUGGCCCGCGGAAAACCUAAAACUUCGGGCACCUAUGACACUGAAGUCUCUCCUUGGAAAGAAACAGCAGAAAGGCAUACGGUCUAUUCUCGGUGCGCGUUUAGAACUUGCUAGAAAUCUUGUGGUGAUGUUCUUCACAGAACACGUGAAUGCGCUCCAAGAGGAUCGGUAUGAGGUUAAAAUCGAGAUCGAUGUUUCGAAGCUAAUUCUGAUGGGCUACAUCUUCUCCCGGCCAGACGAUAUCAUCAUCUCUACGGAGCCAUCUGAGCAAGAGCCAAUGGCAUUCACCAUGCGCUAUCCAUCAUCGAGCUUAGCAUGGGAUGACCCAAUGGACAAGAGAGCAAAGUCGAAACGCAGAGUAGGAACCCCUCGAGCUGACAGCAUCUACGGUCGUAAUGCGCUUAACCAACUCACUGUUUCCGACCAAACCAAAGAUAUCAAGAUCAGUGGCUUCACACUUGACUAUUAUCAGCAUCCCGCAAAGCACGCAGAUCCAAUGCGCCAAUAUCGCCAUGCGUACGACGAAUUGUCAAGCUACAGUCUUCGGAGUCUUGAUGACGAAGAGGAUCAUUAUGAACGAAGACGGCGGAUUUGUCAAGUGUAUCUGGAUCGCCUCAGAUGGGAAUGCGGGGACACUUACGCGGACGUUGUGCUCAGUUGCAUCAUGGUUAAUAGCACUAAUGAUGAGAUAGCAAAGGCUAGCGAAAGGGAGCUCUGUGCUAGAAUUGUAGCCGAUCUGGAGGCUGCCGAGCUUAGUUCCAGUCUCUGA